Molecule: messenger RNA, 4390 nt
Organism: Mobula hypostoma (lesser devil ray)
Lineage: Eukaryota; Metazoa; Chordata; Chondrichthyes; Myliobatiformes; Myliobatidae
Product: alpha-tectorin-like
Exons: 14
Coding region: 77-4390 (1437 amino acids)
Biological process (GO): cell-matrix adhesion
Molecular function (GO): protein binding
Source: RefSeq, a predicted model, not a curated record
CCGCCCUGCUGUCGCUGACGUCACCGGGCACCUCUGAGUGAUCGGGGCUACCCCAGCCCGCGCACCCUCCUCCCCGAUGUAUGGCCAUGCGCCGCUGCUGCUGUCGCUGGCAAUGCUGGCGCUGUUCGGUGGCCUGCCGCACCUGCUGGAACGGAACGGCGGCGUGGCCGAGUGCCCGGGGCCGGGGGGCAACUGGGACCGGGGCACCAGCCGCGGGAGCGCGCCCUGCCCCCUGGCCUUCCUUUCGCACAACCCGCUGAACCUGCACUGCCCGGGGGCGUCGGAGGCCGAGGAGGGCACGGUACACUGGCAGUACCUCAACUUGAGUCCGUCGUCGGGAUCACAGCCGCGCACCAUCGCCGGGCCGCGCGGCUUGCGCACCGUGCGGGGCCCGCUGGGCAAACUGGGCAGCCGGGCCACGAUGCGGGGAGGCGUGCUGGUGCUGUCGCGGGCCCGGCCCACUGACUCCGGUCUCUACCUGUGCAAGGCGGGUGCCGCCACCCUGGCCGCCUACCGUGUUGACGUGCAGGACUCGGCGCUGUUGCACGUUUCGCACCGGGCGCUGGACCAGGCCCCGCUGGACAACCAGAGCGUGCAGCUGGCGCCCGGCCUCAGCACCCUCCACCUGCAUACCCACUGGGCGCCCUGGCAGGACUGUGACCGCUGCGGGGCCGCCGGCGAGCGCAAGCGGCUCGGCUUCUGUUACGCGAUGCUAGUGGGAGCCGGCGAUGAAGAUGAAGAAGAGGAGGAAGAAGCGGAAGCCCUGCCCUGUGGGCUCAUGCAACUGCGGCUCGGUGAGGCACUGCCCCGGCGCGGCCCGGAGCUCCGCUAUGAGACCUGCCGGCGCGCAUGUGCUAAGGAACGGAGCCUGGGCUUGCCCGGGGCGACGGACGCCGGCUCCUCCUCCCUCGAUUGGCUGGAGCCCCGCACGUUGCUCCUGGAAACGAUGCUGCUGGAGCCGCACGAGGAGGCACGCAUGAUCUGCCCGGGCGCUUCCGUGUACACGCCUGUCUCCUGGCAACGCGACGCCGCUCCGCUCACCCGGCAUGAGCUUCUGCACCCCUGCAAGGGCAGCCGCCAUCGCCUGGACGACGCGACGGGCGGCGGGGUCUACCGCAUCGUCAGCGUGCGCGCCUCCGAUAGCGGCGUCUAUCGCUGCUGGGUACGCGGGCGCCGCGUCGCCAUCUUCCACCUCGAGCUACCCGAGCCACUGGCCGUCGACGGCAGCCGACGCCGGUACAUCCGCCAGCUGCUCGCCAUUGUCCGUGCCCUGAUCGGCUCCUUCAUCCUGGCCUUCACGGUUGGCGCGCUGGCCGAACUGCUGCACGCCUGCUGGUGCGAGAUGAUGUCAGUGAGCCGUCACAGCUACGGGCAUACACAGUCACAUGACGGAAAUUUACCAGGAGUGUUUGUUGGGCGCCUACGCUCUGAGCGCAGCGGUUAUCCGGAGCUCUCCGUUAUACACCUUUUCAACUCCGUGCCCCGAUCCUACAUCGACCUGUCCGUCCUCCGACAUCUUCACCACCUGCGUCAGGCCCACCCGCGCGAUUUGUUCUACCCAUUUGGUAACGGUAGUGGCGAUAUCACCACUCCAGUCAGCGAUGAUGGAAGCUCCCCAAGCAUAUCUAUCUCAACAUCGUUCCCAUUCUUUGAAAGAUCCUACGACUCCUUGUAUGUCAACAACAACGGUGUCAUCUCCUUUGUCGUGCCCGUGAGCCAGUACACCUCUACCACAUUCCCACUACCGGAUGGGCGCGCCUUCAUUGCCCCGUUCUGGGCAGAUGUAGACAAUACCCUGCGAGGUAACAUCUACUAUCGCGAGAGUACCGAGGAAGCGUUACUGCAACGGGCCACCGCGGACGUCCGCAAGUACUCACCCGGACUCGAAUUUCAAGCCCGCUGGGUGUUUGUGGCUACUUGGGAUAACGUUACUUACUAUGGCUCCCAGUCCUCCAAGGUGAACAGUUUCCAGGCGGUCCUGAUUACCGAUGGGUUACAAUCAUUUAUCAUCUUUAACUACGGGAAUAUUGAAUGGACUACCGGAACAGCGAGUGGUGGCAACGCGUCGACUGGACUUGGCGGGACCCCAGCACAGGCUGGCUUCAACAGCGGGGACUCCACGAGAUUCUUCACGAUUCCUGGGUCCCAGACGUCAGAGAUCAUCGAUAUCGAGACAACUAGCAACGUGGACGAACCUGGUCGGUGGGUCUUCAGGACGGAUGCAUUCGAAGCACUCGGGGGUUGUAUAUAUAAUGGAAAGUACAUUCGGGAAAAUCAGACAGUGUGGGUCAAUGGAAGCUGCCAAACCAAAUGUAAAUGUUCCUCGGAGGGGUCGCUAACGUGUGUUUCUGAAUCGUGCGGCGCGGUCGAAAUCUGCGUCCCUGCUCCACCAUUCCACGCCUGUCGCCCAGUCUCGAUGAAGACCUGCAACGUUUACGGAGACCCCCACUACUACACCUUCGACCAGAGGGUCAUCCACUUCCAGGGGACGUGCACCUAUGUCCUGUCCGAGCUGUGUGAUGAUCUGUCCAACCUGACCUACUACAGGGUGGAGGGAGAGAACGAGAACCGCGGGAGCGAGGCCGUAUCGUGGGUGAGACUCGUCCGUCUCCUGGUCUACGGAACUGAAGUUAUCCUGCUCAAGGGGACUGCCGACUACGUCCUGGUGAACGGGACCCGCAGUUCCGUCCCGGUCUUCCUCGAGGACGGCCGACUCCAAGUCCAGACGGACGGAUUCACUAUGAGGGCGACAGCGGACUUCGGACUGACCGUGACCUACGAUGGAUUCCACCGCGCAUCGAUCACCCUGCCCGGAUCCUAUCACGGAGCCGUCUGUGGGAUGUGCGGGAACAUGAACGGGGACCCCUCCGACGACAUGCGCACCCGCAGCGGGAACCUUACGACCUCGCUGGGGAUAUUCGGGGCCAGUUGGAGGGCGGACGGCGGUAGCGGAGGGGACGUAUGCCGGGACUCCUGCACCGGUAGGUGCGGAGUCUGCCCCGAGGCGGAGCGCUACUCCUUGCCGUCCUCCUGCGGCCUCCUCGGAGCCCAGGCCGGGCCCUUCCGACUCUGCCAUGCCGCUAUCAACCCUCGGGAUUUCGAGCAGAGCUGCGUCUAUGACCUAUGCGCCACCGGCGGCCUGGAGGCCUCCCUCUGCCAGGCUCUCUCCAGCUAUGCAGAGGCUUGCCGCUCAGUCGGGAUGAGGCCAGAGCCCUGGAGGACCGAGACAUUCUGCGGCAUCCGGUGUCCAGCCAACAGUCACUAUGAGGCGUGUGGGAAUGAGUGCGGCCGGGAUUGUGUCUUCAGUUCCCUCGCUUUACACUGCAACGAGUCGUGCUCGGAAGGGUGCUUCUGUGAUCACGGCUACAUCCGCGACGGGAGCGAAUGCGUCCUCCCGGAUCGCUGCGGCUGUUUACAUCACGGUGUCUACAUGAAGUUGGGAGAGCGAAGGGUGUCUCCAGAGUGUGAGGAGGUGUGCCAGUGCUCGCAGGGAAGAAGGGUCCAGUGCGUCCCCUUGGGCUGCGGGGCCGGGGAGGUGUGCACCAUUCGCGGGGGCAGGAGGGGCUGCUUUACCGCCCAGGCCCUCUGCACCGUCACAGGUGGAGGUGCCCACCUCCUCACCUUCGACGGUCGACCGACCCGCCUCCGGGGUUACUGCACACACACGCUGGCCGAGGUCUGGUGCAAUUCCUCCGCCCCCUGGUUUCGAGUGACGGCGGAGAAGUGGCAGGAGGGCGAGAUGGCAGAGGGGGUCACCCGUGUCAAGGUCCAGCUGGUGGGCGCCGACUUCGUACUUGAAAGGGGAAGGCCGCCGACGAUGAACGGGGCACUCAUCUCUCUCCCCUUCACCAGCCCCUCCCUCGCCCGCGUAUCCAGUGUGGGUGGUGAUGUCAUAGCAGUCACAGCGUCCCAGCUGGAAGUGCGUUUCGACGGGGAGGGGACCAUCUUUGUGAAGGUGGGGCCGUCCUACGCCGGCCUCCUGCGUGGGAUGUGUGGCAACUGGAAUGACGAUCCUUCUGAUGAUGAUCUGGAGCCUUCCAGAAAUGGCAGCGAGCCCGGCUACGCCUGGGGAAUCACCAACAGCUCUCAGAGAUGUGAAGAUAACUCCAACAUGACCGAACUUCGGUGCCCCCAGUCUCCCUCUUUUGAGUCCCUGUGCUCCAUCAUCCUCGACAUCGCCGGACCCUUCACUGCCUGUCACCGUCAUCUGGACCCUGAGAACUUUUACAAGUCCUGUGUGUACGACCUGUGCCUCCAUGGCACGAAUGGUACACGGCUUUGCAGAGCCAUCACCACUUACGAGAAAGGAUGCAUCCUCGAGGGGGUGCAUAUUCCCGCCUGGCGCAAUCCCAGAAUUUGCCGUCAGAGGAUGGUGAAGAGUUUACUCUGA